Molecule: messenger RNA, 785 nt
Organism: Dryobates pubescens (Downy woodpecker)
Lineage: Eukaryota; Metazoa; Chordata; Aves; Piciformes; Picidae
Gene: PSMB2
Product: proteasome 20S subunit beta 2
Exons: 6
Coding region: 32-643 (203 amino acids)
Biological process (GO): proteasomal protein catabolic process
Cellular component (GO): proteasome core complex; nucleus; proteasome core complex, beta-subunit complex
Molecular function (GO): peptidase activity
Source: RefSeq, a predicted model, not a curated record
GCGCGGCUCGCGGCUCGCAGCGCUCACCGCCAUGGAGUACCUGGUCGGCAUCCGCGGCCCCGACUUCGUCCUGGUGGCUGCCGACACCGUGGCGGCCUCCAGCAUUGUCCAGAUGAAGCACGACCAUGACAAAAUGUUUAAGAUGAGUGAAAAGAUCUUACUCCUGUGUGUUGGGGAGGCUGGAGACACUGUACAGUUUGCAGAAUACAUCCAGAAAAACGUCCAGCUCUACAAAAUGAGGAAUGGUUACGAGUUGUCUCCUAUUGCGGCUGCAAACUUCACGCGGCGGAACCUUGCUGACUAUCUCCGGAGUCGAACUCCUUACCAUGUCAACCUCCUCCUGGCUGGCUAUGAUGACCACGAGGGCCCUGCCCUGUACUACAUGGAUUACCUGGCAUCUCUGGCUAAGGUCCCCUUUGCAGCACAUGGCUAUGGUUCUUUCCUUACCCUCAGCAUCCUUGACCGCUACUACAAGCCAGGUAUGACACGUAAGGAAGCCAUGGAUCUGCUAAAGAAAUGUCUAGAGGAGCUUCAGAAACGCUUCAUCCUCAAUCUGACUUCUUUCAACGCCCGGUUCAUUGACAAGGAUGGCAUCCAUGAAGUGGCAAACGUACCCCUUGCAACAGCAACAACAACAACCUGACCCCUGAGAGCUUUUCUUCAGCAGUCUUCUCCUUUUGUUCACUUUUGGUGGUGUUUUUGGGGUGUUUGGGGUUUUUUUUCUAUUCAGUGGAAGCACACAGGUCAUGUGCUGUGCUGGGAGCUGAAAUAAAGAUUCACAUUUA